AUGACUAUGGACAAAGAGAAUAAUUCAUCGGAUACCUUGGACAGAUCCAAUAUAUCAUCGUUAAUACCGGAUUUUAGUUCAACAACAAAAGAUACAAAGCUGACUGAGACAAAAAUCGACAUUAAUAAAAUUCAAACGUGUUUCUGUCAGCAACACACGUUGAGUAACAUCAGGUUUCUUGCGUGUCCAGCACUGACUCCCAAUUUUAAGUCGUCUGCGUUUGCGACCGGACAAUGUCAUUGUCAGAGACUCCAAUUGAAUGGAUAUGAGCAGAAACCGCGGAACGAAGAGAACAAAAACUCUGACUGGCAACGCUUUAAUUGGAAAUGGCCUCGGCAAAGCUACGCGAGCAAAAAGGACAAAUCUUAUGAAGUCAAGUCCAAGAAUAAGAAACACUUUCGUAACGAUAAGCCCUUCGGAUGCUGCGAGAAAUUAGGAAUACCAGGGAAUAAAGCCUAUGAAUUGAAGGAUAUUAUCAAAAAUCCUAUCAAACAGAAAUUGUACCUGAAACAUGAAGCUGAAUUACCGGAAAAAAUUGAAAUCUACUACUUUGACCAUGGAAAUUCCGCGUACUACCGUACAACAGACAUACCACCAGUUUUGACAUCUGAAGCGAAGGCGGAGAAAACGGCCUUAGUAGCAACACGCUUUUGGGCUGAAAUAUUCGGCUAUAUACAUCUUGCAAUUUCCUUCCUCACCGCUUUAAUCUUGCAAUCGUUAAGAUUUCUUUUAUUCAGUAUCAUACGGCCAUUAAUCAUUGGAACAAUCCAACUCGUAGCCGAUUAUUUCGUCAAACCAUUACUCUCCAUCAUGUUCAACGGCUUAAUCCAACCAAUCCUAAUUCUUUUUUACAAUAUUGCAACGUCUAUUCGCGACUGUUGCGAACCAAUAGCUGCUGCUCUAGGUUUCUUCAUCAAAGAGUUUGCCGUAUUAUUUACUUCUUGUAGACUCGUUGAAGUGAACAACAGAGGGAACAACGGAGAUACGUGAGAAAUCAACAACAUUCUUUUAGU
Messenger RNA from Phymastichus coffea, 1013 nucleotides. RefSeq lists its product as uncharacterized. The record is from RefSeq and is a predicted model, not a curated record. Lineage: Eukaryota; Metazoa; Arthropoda; Insecta; Hymenoptera; Eulophidae. The transcript is spliced from 6 exons. Bases 1 to 990 code for a protein of 329 amino acids.